Bacillus rossius redtenbacheri is the source of this 1982-nucleotide messenger RNA. Its product is annotated as spermine oxidase-like. Gene Ontology annotation, molecular function: polyamine oxidase activity. Bases 377 to 1828 code for a protein of 483 amino acids. The record is from RefSeq and is a predicted model, not a curated record. Lineage: Eukaryota; Metazoa; Arthropoda; Insecta; Phasmatodea; Bacillidae. The transcript is spliced from 10 exons.
GAAUUUCGCGGGCGCUCGAUCAAGCGAACAUCGCUGCAGUCACGUGUCGCCAUGUUAAUAUAUUUCCUACAUUGUUCGUUUUCAAUAUUUGAUGAAUCUCUUUGUUUUAAACAAAACCCUUUUGUAAACAAACCCAAGUGCACCAGCUGAUUGCUGGGGCCUUGAGUGUGCUAUGAAUACUUAUUUAUUUUGAUGUAUGUACCAUGGUGCGAUUGCUCCAUACUUAAGAAUAGGAUCCAAUAACAGUUCGUGAUUGGCUCAAGAUAAGGAAUCUAAAAAACUACAUGACACAUAUAAAUAUAUAUUUUUUUAAAUUUAUGAUCUGAUAAAUUGGUUUGCAACGAAGGAAGAAGAAACAUCGAUAGACAAAAAUAGGAUGGGCGUGACGACCCAGGUGGUGAUAGUGGGCGCGGGAGCUGCGGGCAUGGCCGCGGCCUCUCGGCUGGCCGAGCGAGGAAUCACAGACUUCCUGAUCCUGGAGGCCGAGGACAGGAUCGGUGGUCGGAUCCACUCCACUGUGUUCGGCGGCCACACGGUGGACAAGGGCGGCCAGUGGGUGCACGGGGAGCGCGGCAACGUGGUGUUCGAGAUGGCCGCGCCGCUGGGCCUGCUGCGCGACUGCUCCGUGCCGCUGGCGAGCGGCGGCAUCGUGGCUGACGGCUCGGGCCGCAGGGUGGACCCUGACGAGGCACGUCUCUUCCUGGGCAUACUGCAGGCCAUUGACUCGGAGCAGGAGCAGGCCAUGAGGAUGUUCCCGGGCUCCAUCCUCGACUUCUACCUGCAGGAGUACAAGAGAAGGCUGCGGGCAGAAGGCGUGGACUAUGAGAGCUCCCGUCUAGCUGAGCCCUUCUUCCAGCUGUUCUGCCGACUGCAGGAGUCGGUGGACGGCUGCGACUCGUGGACCCAGCAGUCGAGUCGUGGCAGUCGAGAGUACUGGACGUGUGAGGGCAACCUGAUGCUCGGCUGGAAGAGUGGCGGCUACCACAGCGUCAUCGACCUGCUCACCAAGAGGUUCCCUGAUGCCAGUGCAGAGCUGCCUGUCAGGAGCAAGGUGUGUCUCAACAAGGAGGUGACCAGUGUGCAGUGGGAGGGACAGCACCAGGUGGUGACCUCGUGUGCAGAUGGCUCUGUGUACUUGUCUGACCACGUGCUGGUGACAGUGUCUCUGGGAGUGUUGAAAGACAAGUGUCAGACCUUGUUCCAGCCCCGGCUGCCUGCAUACAAGCUCACUGCUAUUCAGGGCUUGGGGAUUGGAACUGUGGAUAAAAUAUUCCUUCUUUUUCCUCAUGAGUGGUGGACCAACGAAGAGAAGGUGUUCAGCAUCGUGUGGACUCGUGAAGCCAUUCAGGCCUUCCGUCUCGAACAGGACGACGGCAGGCGCUGGCUGCAGGACGUGUUCUGCUUCCACCCCGUGGACGGCGCGCCCAGCACGCUCAUGGCCUGGGUCGUGGGGCGCUCGGCACGGCACAUGGAGUCACUGCCCCUCCCCGCCGUGCUGCACGGCUGCACGGAGCUGCUGCAGUUCUUCUUCGGCCAGCUGUACGACAUCCCGCCCGCUCUGCAGGUGGACAGGUCCACUUGGGGCACCAACAAGCACUUCCGUGGCUCGUACAGUUACCGGGGCGUGGACAGCGUUGCGACGGGGGCGACACCUGCCCUGCUGGCCCACCCAUUGGUCGACUCUCAAGGCAAACCGGCUGUGUUGUUUGCUGGCGAGGCCACUCACGAGCACUACUUCUCGACGGUGCACGGAGCCGUGGAGACGGGCUUCAGGGAGGCGGAGCGGCUGGCCGCGCUGUGCGGGGCCCCGGGUUCGAGCUCCGAGUAGCGGCCCCGAGCGAGCAGAUGUGUCGCCGCCAACGGUAACGCCUGCUGCCGGCGACGAUAAGUUACUUGGUUCCGAGUCGAGCAUCCACCAAGAAUUAUCAUAGUUUCUGUACUUUAUAGCAUUUACACGAUAUUAUAAGAUUUGUUGGACCAAA